CUUUUCUUCACUCCCUUGCUAUUACCUGCUACCAAGCAGAAGGCCUACGCAUGGAAAGACUCGGAGCUUGCAGUAUCGGCUCGCUCUGGCCAUGGCAGUGGGACUUGGAGCGCAACGCAUGCGCACGCAGACUGAUCUUUGAGGGCGCGAUCCCAACGAUGUUUCUGGCGAUCUGCUGGUGGAUCGGUGACUUUGGAAGGCCUGGCACCCUUACUUCGUCAGCCAGGCCACUGCUCAAGGCGGGUGUACGCGUUCCUGACAAUAGGGUCUGGGUCGGACCGGCAGUUGUAUUGCUGAUGAUCGUCCAGACUGCUGUCCAGACGGCCCGGGCUACAGAGCCUGCGUCGCUCGUGCUGGCAACCGAAUGGCUGAUCGUCAGCCUACUAGCCAUCAUGCAGGCUGCCAGGUACACUAAGAGCGACCGGUUUGCAUUCCGUGGGCUGUUCAGCGGUAUGCUGUUUGGAUUUGUCCUCGUUCAGCUUGCGUGCUCGGCGCUGGAGGAGUAUUUCUCCUUCUUUGUCCGCAGCCAGUGGCACACACCAAUGUGGGGCGAGGAUAUGAGCUCAGUGGCCGCAGCAGUACAUGUAAAGAUGCUGGUAAACUGUGUACUGCUACUGCUGCUGCUGGUUGUACACCCGCUACCGCAGUGUGAUUAUGUUGCUGACCGCGUUUCUCAAUUGCAGGUUGGUUGCCGACUGCAGCCAAAGAGGCUCACUGCGGUCCCAGGUGCCAAGCUUGAGCCGUAUGAGCUGAGCCAGCCUCUGCUCUCGGUUCUGCUGUUCAACUGGGUCAGUCCUAUCCUUUCUGAUUGCCGUCGAGAGCACCAGGUAUCACGCAGCGAUCUGCGUGUGCCGCCAGAUAACUGCCAGGUCAGCUCAGCGUACGCCCGCUUCUCAAUGGGUGCCAAGCCUGGACAGCCAUUGGUAAGGCAGCUGUUCUCGGUGUUCAAGGUCGAUCUUGCAAUCCAGAUCGUCUACACUUUUUACAACACCUUCUCGGACUACAUCCAGCCGUAUCUGAUGCAGCGCGUUCUGCGUUUCAUUGACGAGUACUUGGAGGAUUCGUCGCUUGGACUGCGGUUCGGGUACUUUUUGGCGGCUAUGAUGCUGGCAGCUAGUGUAGUGGGAACUGUGGUUGAGCAGCAACAGCAGUGGCAGUCGCGCGGAAUAAGCAUGGAAAUUCGCAAUAAAACAUUGCGCCGGCGAGCACACGAGUCCAAAUCCAAGGAUGACAGCAGGAGGGACUCUUCAGAUGGACGGAUGUUUGGAUCGCUUAUUAUCGGAUGCUUCUACAUGUACCAGCUGCUUGUUGGCGUCAUGGCCGUUGGGCAGAGGCUGAUCGCACAGAUCGGGCAGACAAUCAGCGAGGUCAUCCACGGCAUCAUCUCUUUUAUCCAAGUUGUCGGCAUUAAACGUGCGAGAUCGAAGGUCUGGUCGCUGCUAAACCUGUGGACAGUCGGGAUGAUGCCGGUGAUAAUUUUCGUUGUGCUAUUCGUAUACAGCUUCAACGCCAUUGCUGUGUUUCGGGUUUUGCAGCGGGCGAUUUUCUGGAUGCCGGGUGGCGUCUCACACGCGAUCUCUAUCUACUACUUGCAUGAGGAUGAUGUGCAGCCUGCUGGCGAGAGAGUCGAAGCAGCUGGACAUGACCUUGUUUGGAAGCGAGCCGAUGACAGUGCGGCUGCUGAGGAAGGGACUCCACUUCUGCUGCAUGGCAGACAGCCUGAGGAUAGCCAGGCAUUUGCGCUGCGCAAUCUCACUGUGCGCUUCCCUCAGGGCGGUUUAACGAUUAUCGGAGGGCCAACUGCACUUGUCGGCGAUAUGACUGUUGUCAGUGCAAACGGCGUGAUGUCUGACAUUGCGUAUGUGUCGCAGGAGCCCUGGCUGCGAAAUGCAACCAUCCACCGCUAUGAGGAGCCUGAUCUGCGCACCUUCGUUGCUGGGGAUCAAUCGGAAAAGCAGCGUGUAGCACUGGCUCGGGCCAUAUACUCUUCGCGGAGGAUUCUGCUGAUAGACGACUGCCUGUCGGCUCAUAUUUUGCACACUUGCUUGCUGAGCCAAAGCCCGCUGAUGCGUGGUAGAACGCGCAUUCUGGUAACGCAUCAUAUGGCUAUGUGCCUGCCGCACUGCCAUGGCGAGAUAGAGGUCUCUGGAUGUGCUGACGGCGAAAGCCAGGGAGAGCAGGCGCCAGCCGACCCGAUGCCCGAGGAUGAGUACAAUGAUGAGCGCAAAGUAGCUGCAGAUACGCCAGCAGCUGCUGGCAGCCAAACUGGCAUGCAGGAGGCCCCGCCAACUGGUCAGCUCAUCAAAGAAGAAGCCAGCGUCUGGGCCGGAUAUUUCGUUGCAAGCGGUGGGUGGAUGCAUGUCGUCUUUUGCGCGGUUUUGAUUGUUGCUGACUACUAUCUGGCGCUCAGGUCGUUCCACCUUUCGUCAUCGGUGCUUCGGAUGGCGGCUAUGCUACUCACGUACCAUGGUGGUCUGCGCGCCUCGACUAUACUCCACGAGCGACUUACCAAUGCAGUAGUGUAUGCUACACCACACUUCAUGACGACGACGCCUAUCGGACGCACGCUAGCCCGCUUUGCCAAGGAUUUCCAGGUCAUCGACGAGAGCAUCGCCCUGUCAAUCACCCUAGUGAUAAUCUCGGCGGCUGUGCCUCUGUUUGCAGUGGUAGGAAUAGCUGUGCUGGGUGCCUACACAAGCUUUACGCUGGACUUUAUGCUGUCGCAGCGUGAGCUCAAGCGUCUAGAGUCUACCGUGUUUGCACCGGUCUUGUCGCUGUACAGCGAAUUGAUUCAAGGCAUCGAUACCAUUCGUGGGUUUGGUAUGCAGGAGGCAUACAUGGGCGAAUUCACGGAGCGAUUUACCGAGUAUGUGGCUUCAGACCUCACAUUCCGCCGCAUGGGGCUUACGAGCUCGCUGGUUGGAGCCACCACAACGGUUUUUAUUCUGUGGAAGGUGGAGUAUUUCACCAGCGGUUUGGCAGGGUUCAUUAUGAUCAUUGCGGUAAACUUUUGGCUCGAGUCCAUGGGUGUUAUGGGCUUUAACUCGGUUGAACGCGAGGCGCCGGCCAAGUCAUCUGUGGGGAACAAACCUUGCCCAGAUUUGGUUGUUGGUUUCAGCAUUCAUGCUGGCGAGAAAAUUGGCAUUUCGACGUUGUCGUUGUCGCUGCUGCGGCUUGUUGAAGCUACCAGCGGGCAGGUCUUGAUUGACGGCGACUUGCGCCAGAGCAUCACGAUUGUACCCCAGGACCCUGUUUUAUUCAACGGCACGAUCAGAUUCAACCUGGAUCCCUUUGGCGAGUACCCAGACGAGAUCCUGCUCGACGCACUCAAGCGUACGCUUCUGCUCAAAUCGACCCAUGGAUCGGCAAGGGACCGAAGCGUCGCUGUAUUUGACUCUCUUGACGACGAAAUCCGCCAGCUGGUGGCUUUGGCACGCACACUGACACGUCGGUCCAAGGUCAUUUUGAUGGACGAGGCUACGGCAUCGAACUCGACCAUUCUGUGCAUUGCACAUCGCUUGCGCACUAUCAUCGACUACGACCGGGUUCUUGUGCUGGAGAACGGCAGGGUAGAGGAGUUUGGCACUCCAGCAGAGCUAAUUCAGGCGGAAAGCGGAGCGUUCAGAACGCUGUGUGAGAAGAGUGGAGAUAUGGAGUCGUUGACCAAGAUGAUCAAGUGAUGAACGCCUGACUACUUUUUCAUGAGUCCGACUAAGCUCUUGUAUGUAGUAUGUAUACGAUAUAGAGAGUAGCAACACUAUACACAUUUAUGAGUUCGGAGUUUGAGAUUGUUGCAAAUAAAGACAUGUCAAAUGGUG
This is a messenger RNA of Linderina pennispora, 3818 nucleotides long. RefSeq lists its product as uncharacterized. The record is from RefSeq and is a predicted model, not a curated record. The transcript has 36 exons. Gene Ontology annotation, biological process: transmembrane transport. Bases 51 to 3680 code for a protein of 1209 amino acids. Gene Ontology annotation, molecular function: ATP binding; ATP hydrolysis activity; ABC-type transporter activity. Lineage: Eukaryota; Fungi; Kickxellomycota; Kickxellomycetes; Kickxellales; Kickxellaceae. Gene Ontology annotation, cellular component: membrane.